Molecule: messenger RNA, 678 nt
Organism: Paramecium pentaurelia
Lineage: Eukaryota; Ciliophora; Oligohymenophorea; Peniculida; Parameciidae
Source: the annotation of a GenBank genome assembly
AUGAAACUAUUGCUUUUGUUUUUCUUAUUAGAGUACUUAGAUUUUGCUCCAUUACCAGCUGCUGAUGCUAAUGCAAAAUUUUCUUAAAAUGACCUUUAUAUUUUAAGAGAAGCAUCUAUUAUUAGGGGAAAUUACAAAGAUGUAGCUUCGUAAUUUAAUGGAGCACUUCUAUCUUCAGCAAGAAAAACUAUUUUUUGGACACUAGGUAUUGAAAAUAGCCCUUUAAGAAAUUUACUGUAUUACUACCCUCCAGAUCCAAAUCUUCAUUAAGGACAUGUAGUUGCCAGACUCGGUGAAUCAAUAAUAGUGGAAUUUUUAUAAGCAUACGAAAUUAAUACUGUAAGGUUUUGGAUGUGGGAUAAUGAUGAUAGAUAAACAGACAUACAAGUAUUAACAAUAGCAGCUGACAGGAGGACUGAAAAAUUCAUUUAUGAUGGUAAUGCCCAAGCUAAAAUAUUACCAAUUUAAAAAUCUUCUAGUGUUUUUAUUUUAAUAAUUAAAAAAAUAAAUUGCAUACAUUUAGUGAAACUUGAAUUUAUUAAUUUUAAAAUGACUUUACAUGUUGUAAAAUUAUCUGAUUAAUUGGUUUCUGGAUUGAAAUUUUAUAACAGAGGAGGGAAUAGUUUAGACCAUUAGUAUAUGUCGAUCAUCAAAAUAUAAGCCUUUUAUGCUUUUUGA